This is a messenger RNA of Homarus americanus (American lobster), 865 nucleotides long. RefSeq names its product pyruvate dehydrogenase phosphatase regulatory subunit, mitochondrial-like. Gene Ontology annotation, molecular function: protein binding. The record is from RefSeq and is a predicted model, not a curated record. Bases 16 to 798 code for a protein of 260 amino acids. The transcript has 5 exons. Gene Ontology annotation, cellular component: mitochondrion. Lineage: Eukaryota; Metazoa; Arthropoda; Malacostraca; Decapoda; Nephropidae.
CUACAGUCUAAUAACAUGGUAUCUUUCUCAAUCAAGAUAAUUAUUUCAGGUCCUCUGGCACGACAGGUACUGUCCGAACUAACAGAUGUUGACCUCUCAACAAAGGCUUUCCCCUUCUUCUCAUUUAAAGAGAUAGAUGUAGGCCUUACCAACGGCAUUCGAGCUAUGAAUAUUACCCACACUGGAGAGCUUGGAUGGGUGUUAUAUAUUCCCAAUGAGUAUGCUCUACAUGUAUACAGCAAUUUGGUAUCUGUUGGGAAGAAAUAUGACAUGCUUCAUGCUGGCUACUAUGCUAUGCGCUCCUUGAGGAUUGAGAAGUUCUACGCAUUUUUGGGCCAAGACCUGGACUCCACUACAACUCCUCUUGAAUGUGGUCGAGGCUUCAGAGUUAAACUCAGUAAAAAAAUUGACUUCAUAGGCCGAGAGGCCUUAGAGAGGCAGAAGAAGGAAGGCGUCCGAAGAUUAUAUGUACAAUUGCAACUCCAAGAUCAUAACCCAGAAGUGGAUCCAUGGGCUUGGGGUGGUGAACCUAUUUAUCGAAAUGAUGUUUUUGUUGGCAUCACGACCACAACUGGGUAUGGCUACACACUAAAUAAUUUGAUUUGUCUGGGCUUUGUGCGAAAGUAUGAUGAAAAUGGUGAAAUGGCAUACGUCACACCUGACUAUGUGAUGGAUGGUGAUUACGAAGUAGACGUUGCUGGAGUACGAUACUCCGCUAGUGUUACUUUACGAUCUCCAUCUCUACCUUGCAAAUUCCCUGAGCCUCAAGAUAAUAGAUACCUGGCAACACAAACAUAAAAAAAUGUACCGUUAGUUCAAAGGGCCGCCACCAAGAUGGGUCGUCCUAAGAUUAGCAACACUCAGC